AUGGAUCGCAUGACCAAGGAGGAGAUGUUGCGGAUGUUGACCGAGAUCGGCGAGCACGUCCCAGACAACUGGACCCGAGCCGAGAUUCAACACCGCAUGGAGAGUUGUUACAAGGCCCGCGGCAUCGACGUGAAGACGGCGUUCAAGAAGCAGAAGACACCGCUUCGCAGCAAGAUAGCCCAGCUCAAUGCUGCAUCCCGGAAGAAAGCGGACCUUGUCAAGUUGCUCCAGGAGGAGUUCAUGAUGGAUGUGAACCCGCUCCAGACGAUCAAGCAGCUCCAGGGGAAGGCCCUGGACUACAUCUACGAGCACACGGCGUGCUCCCCGGACGACCAAGUAUCCUUCGGAAGGCAUGCCCAGAUGACCUACGUGGAGCUCAAGGGCAGCUAUCCUCAGUACUGCGAUUGGGUGAUCAAGACGAGUCGCGAGGAAAAGGAGUGUUGCAUCCACCUUCGGCGCUUCGCCAUGUGGCUGGAGCAAGAGAAGAUGGAACCAAUCACCACAGGGGCGGAGGCCGCUAUGGGAAGCCUACAGGAACCUCCUCCCGAAGAACCUCGUUUCUCAAUGGAGCCCAUGAGCAAGUCCAAGGCAAAGGCCUCCCCGAAGAAAGGGGGGUACAAAGGGCGAUCAGCACCAUCGGCUGCCAGUGCGCCCAGCGAGGUCUCGAUCAAGACGGAGGUGCUCCAGGACUUGGUGCACUCGGUGGCGGCGCUGCGCGAAGAAGUGGCGAACAUGAAGGAGGAGCGACCUCGGAAGAAGGAGAGUCGCAGCGAGUUCUCGUUGGUGAGCUCACCAGCGGAGCAGGAUAAGUGUCGCCAGCUUAGCGUGGGGUGUGCCUCUCGGUUAGAAGAUGCGGCCUGGAGCCUAGUUCCAAAGACUUUCCAGGAUUUGGUCAAUCAAGGGUGUGCGGAAUGGAAUGGUGUGGACCUUGCGGUUACGGCUGGGGAGCUGAGCUACCAGGCGGUGAAGAUGGAGUGCACAGGCCGAAAUGUGAUUGCGAGUCACGACGUAGGUAAGCGAGAGAUGGUGAUAGGAAAGGCCCCUGAGUACCAGACGUUCGGUGCCUUCAGUCAUGGAGGACAGUAUGGCACGACCGUAGUGUGCCAUCAGUUUCCGGAGACGGUAAAGUACUUGAACGCUUUUCUCAGGAGCAAGACCCGUGAACAUGACCAUUGGUCUUCAUUCACCAUCAAUCGGAAUCAGAAACUUCCGAUCCACCGGGAUGUGCACAACCAUGCCCAGGAGCUCAGCAUGAUUUGUGGGUUCGGAAGCUAUAGCAAAGGGGAGCUUUGGGUUGAGGAUCCUGAUGUGAGGCUUGAGGAAAAGGUGGUCCAGAGGCUUCCGGAUGGUCGUGAGGUUGAAGGACGUAAUUUGGAAAUUCGACAUCAGCUGAGCUACUUCAAUGGAAAGGCAUGGCAUGGCCCACAGCCAUGGACGGGCAACAGAAUCACGCUCACUGCCUACACGAGUCGAGGUGUGAAUCACCUCACUGAAGAACAGCGAGGGUUGUUGAGUAGGACCUUGCGUUUAGACCCUGCUGGCGCCUUCAGAAGUCACUUGGUUGAGGAGUACUGUGAUAAACACGGAAUCUUCUUGGAUAUCAUUCCGGGUGAAGCUCAUUGGAAAAUUGGGGCUUGUGAGAACGCAAUCAAGGGAUUGAAGGAGGUUAUGGCGAAGCUUUGCACAAGUGAGCCGGAGUUGUCACUUGAAGAAGCCCUUUCUACGGCAGUCCGCACGUUCAACCAAAGGGAUAUGGUGCGUGGUUUCAGUCCGGUUCAGCAUGCCUUAGGUAGGAGCCCCGAUGAAACCGGUAGGAUCUUGGAUACUCUGCAUGCGCUUCCACCGGAACACUUGAUUGAGAACGCAUCGGGAGAGUUUGAGCGAGCUACCCGGCUGCGUCAGGGAGCUGAGAAAGCACAUGCGGAUUGGCAGGCGCAACAGCGACUCACGAGGGCAGCGAACUCCAGACACAAACCACGCCUUGACUUCGAACCCGGAGAGUUGGUGUUCUUUUGGAGAACACAGGAAUCCGGCCAGUCCAGGAAGAGCCCGGGAUCUAAACGCGGCCGUUUUCUCGGCCCCGCUCGGAUCCUGGCCGUAGAGACCACACGAGAGCCAGAUGGCACCCUAAAGCCCGGCAGUGCUGUGUGGCUGGUCCGUGGACGCAGUCUCAUGAAGUGUUGUCCAGAACAGCUUCGACGCGCAUCCCCGCGCGAAGAACUCUUAGAGACAUUAGCUGAGGACAAGCAGGCACCGUGGAGCUUCACUAAAGUCGCGGAGGAGAUCGGCGGCAAUCAGUACCAGGACAUCUCAGGUGAAAAACCUGAGGCCGAUGAAUGGCACCGAGCUCAGGAUGUGGAACAGGAGGUCCCACCCCGACGGGUGCGACUCACCCGUAAGCGCCCUGGACCUGCUGGGGACCCGGAUGCUAUGGAAGACGAAGCGGAGGCAGACCGAGAGCCUGCUACCAGUUCACGGCGAGUAGAUAGGUCUCAGUCGGGGCUCUUGGCUUCCGAGCGAGGAUCCGCCGGGUUUCCGGAAGCGCGCCGAUGGUGGGAGGAAGUCUCUGAGAGCGCAUGGGUCACUCAGGAUCUUGCCUACUGGAACGACGAGGCCGCAGCAGUAGCCGUAGAGAUUGAUACCCCAGACAGCAAACGAGGAAAGGCGCAGCUCCUAAGCGACAUGUCUGGGUACUUCAUUAGCUCUAUGAAGAGAAGGGCGGUCGAGGUGAGUGAAAAGAGAUUGUCUCCAGAAGAGAAGGCUCAGUUUAGAGAAGCGAAAAACGUGGAGGUCCGCAACUUCGUUGCGGCCAAGGCCUUCGAGUGUCUCCCUGAACAUCUACAACCCUCCCGAGAACAAGCCAUCGGCAUGAGGUGGAUACUUACGUGGAAGGUUAAAGAUAGUGGGGAGCGUAAGGCCAAGGCACGUGCAGUGCUACUUGGCUACCAGGAUCCUUCCUACGAGCACCGCUCGACUGCAGCUCCAGUAAUGACCAGGCAGUCCCGACAGUUCCAGUUGCAACUCACUGCCUCACGACGCUGGAGAAUCCAGAAAGGAGAUGUGUCAGGGGCAUUUCUUCAGGGAAGAGAGUAUAAGGAUACCUUAUACUGCACUCCGAGCCCCGAGAUUUGCGAGGCCAUGGGCAUCCCAGUCGGAAGCAUCACCAGGCUCAGACGAGCCUGCUACGGCUUAGUGGAUGCACCCCUUGAGUGGUACCGCACUGUGGCGGAGUUCCUGGAAGGGUUAGGAUUGGAGCGUCUGUGGUCUGAUUCUUGCGCUUGGGUCUGGAGGAAAGAGGGCCAACUUCGGGGUAUGAUUUCUGGACAUGUAGAUGAUUUCCUGUUCAGUGGGGAUGCCGAGGAUCAAGAAUGGCAAGCUAUACUUCAGGCCAUACAGCAACGCUUCAAGUGGAGCGAUUGGGAGACGGAUUCCUUCGUCCAGUGUGGCGUUCAGGUGACACGAGUGGAAGAUGGGUUUGAGUUGUCUCAGCCUCACUACCUUGAAGGACUCCACGAGAUCUGUGUGAGCUCGUCGCGACGGAAGGAAAAGGAGGCUCCCAUCACCGACCGUGAGAGAUCCCAGCUUCGAACCCUUCUUGGGGGUCUUAGCUGGCACGCACAACAGGUGGCGCCGCACGUGUCUGCUGAAGUGGGUCUUUUGUUGUCUGAGGUGAGCAAGGGAACCGUGAGUACCAUCCUUAGAGCAAACCUCCUUCUUUAUCAUACCAAGGCGAGAGGCGAGCAUAAGAUGAAGAUUCAUGCCUUCCACCCACAGGAGUCCCUGGCUCUGUUUGCCUGGGUUGACGCCUCCGAUGGGAACAGGCCAGAUGGAGGCAGCACCCAGGGCAUCUUCAUAGGGUUAGGACCUGAAGCGUUGUUCAGAGGUGACAUGGGCAGCGUGACGCCGAUCAGUUGGCACAGCACGAAGAUCGACCGUAUGUGCAGAAGCCCCGGGGCUGCUGAAGUACAAGCCGCCAUCAACGGAGAAGACCAGUUGCAUUAUGCCCGCUACCAGUGGAGUGAGAUUUUAUACGGCAAUGUCGACGUCCGGAACCCAGACGCAACAGUCCGCCAAGUCCAGGGCGGCCUCAUCACCGAUUCAAGGAACGUGUUCGACAAACUUCAAUCCGAAGUCUUAGUCAUCAAAGGCGCGGAGAAGAAGAGCAAUAUCGAACUACUGGGUCUUAAAGAGGCCCAGGCAAGGACUCAAGUCUGCAUCAGGUGGGUGCAUUCAGAAGCUCAGUUGGCCAAUGCACUGACCAAAGACGGCACAAACCGUGAACUGGAGUUAUACUACAGAAUGAGACACAGUUGGAGAAUAGUGGAGGAUCCAGAGAUGCAAUCAGCGAGAAAACGGAAGUCCAAGGGUGUGCUCCCGCUGGACAAUCCUGGAAGUACUAUUCACGAACAUAUUUAG
Molecule: messenger RNA, 4416 nt
Organism: Symbiodinium sp. CCMP2456
Lineage: Eukaryota; Dinophyceae; Suessiales; Symbiodiniaceae
Source: the annotation of a GenBank genome assembly